UGCAGAGAUGAGAUGGAUCCCAAAAUCGCCCCCUACUCGCAAAACUCCGAUCUAAAAUCCGCAAAUAAAUUUAAAGACGAAGAGCAAUUUGAAGAAGAAGAAGAAGAGGGAGUUGGGGAAUUAGUCGAAGAAGUAGAUGAGAAGGAGAGGGGGUGGAGCAGGUUGAAGAAGGCGGCGGUGGCGGGAGCGGCCGUGGCGGCGGCGCCAGCGGUGGUGCCGCCGGCGCUGGCGCUCUCGGCCGUCGGCAUCGCCCUCUCCCUCCCCUUCGCCGCCUGCCUCGCCGCCCUCGCCUGCACCCACCGCCUCAUCCGCGCCCUCCUCCCCUCUUCUUCUCCUUAUCUUUACCAAAGCGGUCGAUCGAUCGAACACCCUCGGUUCGGCUUCGAUCCGUACACGUCGGAUGAAGAUGACGAGUUACUGUACAGUGAGGAAGUGAUAUGGGACCAAAUUGAGGCUUUGCGAACUAUACUGGGAUACAGUGAUACUUUACACUCAUCAUGUGCCGCGGAACUCCGAGCGCUUCUCGUCUUCACCGGAGUAGAGCCGCCUAUCUCUUUGAGCGACCCGUUCGAUCUAAUCGGAGCAAGCGAUAAUCUUCGGUUCUUGAAGUUUCUUGUCGGAGUUAAAUGAUCGACGUAGAUGAAGAGAUGAAUUGCAUUGCAAUUCACAGAAAAAAAAAAAAAAAA
Messenger RNA from Ananas comosus (pineapple), 686 nucleotides. RefSeq lists its product as uncharacterized. The transcript is spliced from 2 exons. Lineage: Eukaryota; Viridiplantae; Streptophyta; Magnoliopsida; Poales; Bromeliaceae. Bases 13 to 630 code for a protein of 205 amino acids. The record is from RefSeq and is a predicted model, not a curated record.